This is a messenger RNA of Eurytemora carolleeae, 1239 nucleotides long. Its product is annotated as estradiol 17-beta-dehydrogenase 8. Gene Ontology annotation, molecular function: oxidoreductase activity, acting on the CH-OH group of donors, NAD or NADP as acceptor. NCBI's taxonomy places the organism in Eukaryota, Metazoa, Arthropoda, Copepoda, Calanoida, Temoridae. The record is from RefSeq and is a predicted model, not a curated record.
UUUUACUAUAUGUUACAAAUAUCUUUAAAUUUUAGAUAUAAUGGGAUUAAGUGGUAAAUUAGCGUUGGUUACUGGAGGAGGACGUGGAAUUGGACGAGCUGUUUGUCAGAUAUUAUCUCGUGAGAACGCCCAAGUAAUUGUGACAGAUCUAAACCUAGACAACUGCAAUCAAACCCUACAAUCUUUGUCACAGUUGAGUCAUCUGGCAGUACAGAGCGAUGUAUCCUCUUCAAAUUCUGUAAAGUUAUGUUUUGAACAGAUACUGGACAAGUACAAGAGAGCUCCAGAUAUAAUCGUAAACUCAGCAGGAAUUACAAAGGAUGGAUUUCUACUACGGAUGAAAGAACAAGACUUUGACCAGGUAAUUGAUGUGAACCUGAAGGGAACCUUCCUAGUUACUCAGACCGGAGCUGGACUUAUGAAGGAUCAGGGGAUUCAAGGCUCUAUAGUUAACAUUGCCAGUAUCGUUGGAAAAACAGGAAAUAUCGGCCAAGCUAACUAUACUGCAUCUAAGGCUGGAGUUAUUGGGUUUACAAAGACUGCUGCUAAGGAACUGGGGAAAUUUGGAAUCAGGUGAAGGAAAAAAUAGUUGCAGAAAUACCUUUGGGUCAUCUUGGACAACCUGAAGAUAUUGCUUAUACUUGUCUUUUUCUAGCUUCAUCGAGAUCAAAGUAUAUAACUGGGGCCUCUAUUGAAGUAGCUGGUGGUUUGGGUGUCUGAAACAGUUCUAAUGCUACAUUGAUGUUUAGGGUUACACACAAAGGAUGAGAUUGUAAAGACGACUUGAAACUCAUCACAUAAGACAAUCCCAAGAUUGAAUUCAGUCUUCUGCCUUAAAUAUAGUUUUUAUGGUAUUUUUAAUGAUUUGGCGAAGAAAGCAAUAAGUUAUCAGUUGCUGGGAUUGGGAGCAUGAAUACAAUUUUAGCUGACGUCUCAUCCUUUUUGGGUAACCCUGUAACAUUGUAACUCCAUUAUGAUUCGGAAUAUUUUUUGUGAAAAAUUAAUUUGUUAGUUUGGGGGGAAAAAGUUUGUUUUUACAUAGUAAUUUUUUAAGAAAUUGUUGUCUAUGGCUAGCCUAGAGGAUUAAAAAAUACCUCAAAUUUAUUUUGUUUAUGACUUUUAAAGUUUAAGUUUUUUUCUUAAAAAGAACUAUUGUAGCUAAGAUGCAAACUAUCAUUGAAUUGAAUUACUUGUUUUAUCAAUAUUAGUUGAAAAUAUAUAUUUUUAGUAGAUUUUAAA